This is a messenger RNA of Paramuricea clavata, 10508 nucleotides long. NCBI's taxonomy places the organism in Eukaryota, Metazoa, Cnidaria, Anthozoa, Malacalcyonacea, Plexauridae. The record is from the annotation of a GenBank genome assembly.
AUGCCCUAUUUAUCUAACAGAACACAGCGAGUGGUAAUAAAUGGGAGCCAUUCGAUGGACUUUCCUUUGUUACACGGUGUCCCUCAGGGGUCCUAUUUGGGGCCAUUACUGUUUAUAUUAUAUUCCAGCAAGCUAUUUGAUGUCAUAAAGAACCAUCUUCCAGACGCCCACGCUUAUGUUGAUGACACUCAGCUGUACAUUUCUUUUAAGCCUGAUUCUACCGCUUGUGAAUUAGAAGCGGUAACUGCUUUGCAAAACUGCAUAGCCGAUAUUAAGACAUGGAUGACCGUGGACAAACUCAAGUUGAAUGAAGACAAAACUGAAUUUCUGAUAAUUGGAUCUCGUACACAACUGGAAAAGAUAAAGAUCACAGAGUUGAGAAUUGGUCAAGUAAUGGUUUUAUCGGUAUCCAAUGCUCGAAAUCUUGGAUCCUGGUUCGAUAACAUUUUGAGUAUGAAAACAGCAAUUAAUAAGACCUGUCAAUCUGUGAUCUAUCACCUACAUAACAUCAGGCGCAUUAAGAGAUUCUUAUGCUUUGAAGACAGGCUGUUGUUAUGUCAAGAAUGGUGUUUCGUCCGUGCAUCUGACUAAGCUUCAAAGAGUGCAGAAUGCUGCAGCCCGCUUGGUGUGUUCGGUUCCAAAACAUAAUCAAAUCACACCGUCGUUAAUAAGAUUACACUGGCUACCAGUUAAAUUUAGAAUAAAUUUCAAGAUUGCAAUGCUCACAUACAAAUGUAUAAACAGAACACAGCGUUGUACGAAGGCUGGUUAGCGCUGUCCACCGGACAGUGUAUUAAGUAAAAAUGCUUGAAAGGUACCGGGUGGCGCAAAAAAAAGUUCACGCGUUUGAUUUAGUACAGCGAAAAAACUAUAAGUGUUACGUUCCUCAAAUAAAUGUUAUCCUAUCCAGGAAGGUCUAACUUAAAUUUUGAUGUAUAACACAUGCAUUUUUGUUUAGUAUUACCCAAGAUAUUGGUAAAUCAAUUUGAAUAUGCAAUUUCAAAACGUUCCAAAAUUAGCUGAAAAUAGCCUAUUAAAUACGAGUAAAGGAAUUAACGAUAUAUGAAGAACACAACGGCAGUAAAUAACGAGUUUAUCAUGGAAAAUUAAAUAACUGUAUUCUUGCACGUGUGACCAUACUAUCGAACGAAUUAACGUUGGAUUUAUUUGCUGGUCAAAGUUAUGGCAAUCAGCAAUAAUCGCUUCACGAAGCUGUCUCAACUUGUUCGGUUGUUGAUCUAAUUUAAUUCCCUGUAGCUAUGGGACAUGGAAUACUGCGAAGCAAUUCUUAAUUAAAAGAGCCAUCUUUUUCGAAAUUUUGUUGCUUUUCAAAUGAUAAUAAAACAAAUAAAUAAAUAAGGAAAAUCAUUCGUUACACGUUUCAAUUCAAAUUAAAUUCAUACAAGCGAAUAUGUCUGACGAAAUUCUAAAAUUUAUCAAAACAGUUUAAUAGGCCAUUUUUAGCCAAUUUGUCAGAUUUUCAAAACUUCGUUUCAAAUUUUAUUUGGCGAUAUCUCAGUCAAUAUUGCACGUAAAUAAACAUGCUAUAGCUCAAAAUUUAAGUUAGACUAUCAUGAAUACAGCUACGUUUAUUUCAGGGAUGUAACCCUUAUAGAUUGUUCGCUGUACUAAAUCAAACAGUUAUACUUUUUUUUGCGCCACCCGGUAUAAAACUAAAUAUAUCAACCUCACAGUUAAUAAAACGAGUUUGUAAGUACUAAAGUUUAAUCUGGGUUAAAUCAAUCAACGGGCAAUUUUAGCGAAUUACUUGCAAGAAAUCGCCGCAGAAUUUCGGUGCCGAUGGCGCGUGUGGCUUGCAUGCAUGUUACUGUACCAGCAGAUGGAUGUCAUUAAUAGAUUUGUUAAAUACAGGUAAAUACCUCAUUUCAUGAGAAAAAUAAAGACGCGAUGUAAACAAUGUUUGGCUAACUGUUUUUGCAGGAAAAAAAAAAUCGAAAAAUCGUUCAUUUCACAUUUUACGAUCGAUCACGACGAUCAGCGGAUAGUGUGCAAGUAUAGGCACAUUUCAUUUAGGACAAACAUAAAAUGAUGAUAAACGAUACAAACAUUUUACCGAGAUUUUACCCUCUGAGCAUUCCGGGCCCCGGGUAUCCCCCCCCCCCCUGCGCCCCCUCUCGCUGGCCUUGAGUCUAUAUAAAAUUUACUCGUAUUUAUUCGACAUAACAGCCAUAUUUAUUGGUGUUUGUUGAAAAUUGCUUCAAUCCCUACUCCUACUCCUAUUCUAUUUGUAUUAUGUAUUUCAUAUUGAAGUAAUGGAAUAAUUGUACUCAUGCACUCAAAGUCUCGGAAAUUUUUCAUGCAUUUUAGAAAAACAAUAAUUCUUAAUAUUAGUGUUUAUUUAAAACAUUAGAUUCAAUAAUUGUUAAAUAUUACUUAAUAAUUAAGUAAUUAAAAUAUUCAUGGUUUCUGAUUAGCUAACAGCCAACUGUGAAAUCGUCAUAUCAAGUCAAUAGCUGACCAAAUAUGGAGUUUUAAACAUACAGUAAUAUUCAACGUUGUGACGUCAUAACGUUGAAUAUGGCGUCAUGCUGUGGAAAGACAAAUACGAAAUGUGGAUCGAAACAUGGCCAAAACAAUAUUGCCCCGCCUUCGGAUGUGUUCGCAGGUUUAAAGUGAACAACUUUCAAAAUAUAAAGAAGAAAUAUCAACGAAAACAGCAACGAAAGGUCUUCAAACAUCUUGGGCCUGUUUUAUAUGUCGAAUUUCGGUCGCGUCGAAUGCAAUUCAAACAAUAGAUAAUGAAGCUUAAUGAGGUUUAUCAUCUCAUUAUCUAUUGAAUAUUGUCUUAAUUGCAUUCGACACGACCAAAAUUGGACGUAUAAAACAAGCCUAAACGUACUUUAUAUGAAAGAAAAAAGGAGAGAAUUUCUGCAUGAUGGGAACACGAACUAGUACUGAUCAUUAUUUCGACGAAUUUAACCCACAGGUGCGGAUGUUAUUUUCAUCUUUUAAAUAAAAAAUAAUUAAAUAAAAAAAUUUCAAGCCCUCCCUCAGUUUGUGUUAUCAACCUCAACCUUCGUCUUCGCGGUUGAUAACACAAAAUUCGGGCUUGAUAUUUCUUUAUAUCUUGCGAAACCCAAUUCAUUAUUUCAAUUGAUAAUUGUUAAAUAUUGACCUGUCAGCUAGUUUGUCAUUCUUCUUCGAUGGUACUAAAAAGCCAAGAAUGCACUGUAGUUUGAUAUGCAAGCGAUAGCCAUAUAUAUAGUUAAUAACAGCCAUAUGGCAUAUAUAGUUAAUAUAAAUAAUAUCUGUUUUAGAAAUUUAUCUGAAAACAUAGAAUUACUAACUGACGGUAAACAAAACCGCAGGAUAUUAGUUCCGUUCUGUGGCAAAUCAUUGGACCUGUUAUGGUAAGCUAUAUACGAGGUUACAGAAUAUAUUCUUAUAUCACUGGGGCGGGUUGUACGAAGGCUGGUUAGCGCUGUCCACCGGACAGUGAAUUAAGUAAAAAUGCUUGAAAGGUAUAAAACUAAAUAUAUCAACCUCACAGUUAAUAAAACGAGUUUGUAAGUACUAAAGUUUAAUCUGGGUUAAAUCAAUCAACGAGCAAUUUUAGAGCUUGAAAGAAACACUGGUGGUUAGCGCUAUCCAGCCUUCGUAGAGCCAGCUCCAGAUCUUUAAAUCGUUGUUCUGAGACCGCCACACAUCUUGAUUCAGCAUUGUGAACCAAAUGAAAUUGUCAGACAGUGUUGUAUGAGUUAUAUAUAUUAUACACUGUAAACCACUGAAUUACUUAUAAUAAUGAUGUUGUACUUAAGUCUGCAUGCGAUUUUACAAGUCUAUAUUAAUGUUUAAUAUUCUUGCUAACCAUUUUUUUUAAAUCAUCUGACAAUUCACAGGUUGGUAAAACAAGGCCAUACAGUAAUAGGAAUUGAAAUUAUACAAAAAGCGAUUGACGAUUUCUUUAAAGAAAACAAUAUUGCGCACGUGAAAAAUACAAUUGAUGGAAAUGGCCAUUGUUACAUGGUAAAUUUAAGUACUUAAUAAUUAUAUAAAUUUAAUAUGCUUAUUUAUUUUGUAGACAUUGUACAGUUUUUUUGCACUCAACACCACUGAUCUGAAAUAAGGCUGGGCAACGCAUCUAUAGUAAGCAAAAGUGAAGCCGGAAUACAAGAAGAAUUUUGAGGAAAAAAUUUGGAGUAUUAUGUACUAUUUAAAACACGAGUAGGAGUGUUUUAUCAGAUAUAAAACGCGAGGCGCAGCCGAGCGUUUUAUGUCUGAUAAAACACGACAACUUUUUUUGAAUAGCUUAAAAUACGACUACAAAAGAAUACUAAUUAGAAUGAACAAUUAUAUUAUGGCACAUGCUUUAUCAGAUAUAAAGUCACUCCACGUGUCAUAUUAUGGCUGACAUGAUUUACCACAAGGUUUAUGAAUUAUUAAUGAGUAUUUUAAGGCUUUAUAACGCCGCGAAACGGGAUUUACAACUUUGAAGGAGUGGAGAGCCUGAGACUUUGUUUAUCAACACGAGCUCGUUUUGCUACUUUCAUACAAGAAUUAUUGUUACUGGACGAAUAUUCUCAGGAAUCGGUUCUUGCGAUAAUUACGAUUUAAUGGAAACAAAGCUUCAGAGAUACUCGGCUCGUUUUGAGGCUCUCCACUAGAUUUUUUACAAUCUUAAGUUGAAAAUUUAGCUUUUUCCUAUAUUUAGCAAAAUCACGAUUUUUGUUGCACUAAGUGUUUUCAAGGAUUUAAUCAUAAAUAAACUUUCUAAAGGUAUUUCUGAGUAGAAAAAUGCGUGAAAAAUAAAUUUUAAACCCACAGUGAGUUUAGGUUUUUAAUUUCAUCUGUCCAGGGAGUGAAAACAACUUGAAUCUUCGGAAAAAGUUAAAUUUGAUCAAUAUUUCGUCGUAGAAAUAAAUAAUUUAUAAUUGCCCGAUUUCAGUUUAAACUCUCUUAUCCAGGACAUUUUUCAAUAGCCUUUGAAUAAACGAACUUAAAUUCUUGCACACCCACGGUUGCUUCCCAAACGAGAAGCCCAAAAACUUGAUUUUGCUCAUUUUAAUAAUUUAAAACAAAAUUUUCGUUAGCGCCCGCAAUUUACUGACCAGCGACAGCAAAUUUCCGACUUGUUCUUGUACGUAUUACAUAGUGAUAGGGAAUCCGCAACAGCGUAAUUGCCAAGUACUGUGGGCCCGAAUAAAUAAAUUACAACAAUACACAUAUUAAACAACAAAGAACAGUAUACUAACAAUAUAACCAGAGAUUGUACUCGCGCAUGCGCAUAACGUCGAAAAACUGUCCGUGACAUAAACAAAAUGGAGGACAACUUUGCACUUCACUAUGUUUCACAUACCCGGAUACUAGAAAAUACAUGCAUGCAACAACCCCUCGCCUUUUGUAACAGAUGAAGUAUAAAAAUCCACACAAAGUAUUAAGACCAUUACAACAAACAUAAAAACACAACUGAUGCGCUAGCUUAAUGAAUGAAUGAACAUUAAAGUGAAUGUGCUUGCGUUAAAGUGCUUGCAUUAAAGUGAAGUAUCGAGUUAAGAACUUAAGAAUGGCCUGGCUUAAAAAUUUCGCUCGGGGAUAAUUAGCCGUGCGGAAUUAGUUGGCUCGGGAAGUAUGACAAUAGGGAGUUUAAGCUUCACGUUUCCGGGAACGGCAAACGGCAGGUUCGAACUUUCUUGGCAAAAUUUUUGUUGAACGUUUUCGUUUCAUAUUUUCUUUCUUGCGUCGAAGGAAUAAUUAUGCAUGUAUUUCAGUUUUAAAACAGCAAGUUCAUUUACUCUUUAUUGCCUGAUACCGUAAAAUAUUUCUUUGCCUGGCGUUCGCCGUUGGACGUAUAUAACGCGAAGCUUAAACUCUCCAAUAACGGCCAAUUUUCCCGCCAAUAUCUCGAAAAUAGAUAUUCCAAUUUUCAUUAAACGGCCAGGAAUUAUACAUACUAAACAAGACGCUCUAUGGAGCGUUAACUCGCUGGGGCUAUACAAAUAUGCACAUUACUGUAUAUAUGCAUGGUACAACAAUCAAAUGGCCAAUUGAUUCGAGUUGUCACCUGACUCUUGUUUCAAAGUCUUUAUACCUGUUCUUAUAAAAGCAUAAUUAUGUAGUAGAUACAGUUAUCGUACUGUUCUUUGUUGUUAAUUUGAGCCUGCUACUGUCAAAGGCAUGCCUCCUGCUUAAAUACUGCAUUUCUUGAAAUUCUGUGACAGUCUAAUUUUUCUUUACAUAAUAAUUGCUAUUACUUUUUUUAAUUGUAUUUUUGAAAAAUAAUUAAGGCAGGACUGUUAGAAAUGUACAAACCCACAUGCAGGCUUAUAUUAUUGGAUGGGUAUAUUAUUAAUGCAGUGACCUGGAUUCGAACAGCUCAGAUGAGUGACAAUUAAACCAACUUGUUUUAUGUAUAGAUUAUAAUAUACUGUAUGUUUAUAUUUCUUUUCGUUCACACUAUAGUUUACAAGUAGGAUAAAUGUUAUUACUAACAUCAAAUGUCAUCCGUAUAUAAGCUCCCAUGCUUAGCUUAUGGUAUGAAUAUAAGCCCAGGGCUUAUAUUCAUAUAGGUGUACCAUAGAACCCUGAAAUGUUAUGCUAUACUGGCUUACCCUGCAUGUAAAUAAUAAACAAUUUUCUAAUUAUAAUUUCAUAGUAAAACAAUGGCAGCAUGGCAAUUAUUUGACUAUUUCUAGGUAUACUUGGUUUUUGGGAAGAGAACAAUUCCAAUCUCAUGAGUAUAUAUAUGUUCUCAUAUUUUCCAUUUGGGGCUGGUUGUUCAAAAGCCGGAGCUUAACCCUGGGUUAACUUGAAAUUCACAGCAUAUACUUCAUGCCCAGCAGCUUGUUUAUAAACUUGGAAAUUUUUUUCAGAAAUCUUGUCUGGAUCAUCAGAAGUUUAAUUUUCUAAAUUUUUGAAAGAAACCGACGUACAGAUAUACAUAUAUGCAGCACUAUAUAAUCGUGCUGUGAACAACCGGCCCCAGAAGUAGAACUAAAAUUUCCCCAGUACCUGGAUUAAAGAUGCUUCUUGAAAGCGAUGGAUUGAUAUUGUUACAAAAGCGCCGUUUACACUACGCCCAAUUUUUGUACGGCACGGAUAAAAUUGGUACCCGUACCACUUGAACGUAGUGUAAACGGGGCUUAGCUAAGUAGGUAGUCCAAGAACCAAAAAAGUGGUACGGGUACCAAUUUUAUCCGUGCCGUACCAAAAAUUGAGCGUAGUGUAAACGGGGCUAAAGUCUUGCAUUGUGUUUCUGCCCUGGGGGUGGGGAUGUUUACAAAGAGUAGCCAUGGCGGCCGAGAGGGGAUGAAGCAUGCAGGUAUCCCGCGGAGUUGUACCCCCAGGGAUUGCCGAUGGUAGGUGCAUAUAUUAUGUAACAAAGGGUGGUCUUAUUUUGUUAGCCACAUAAGCAUUUCAAUUUAAACUGAAGUAGAAAUUCUAUAGUCCUUUGAAAGUAGUAUGAAAUUAUACUUUCAUGUUUACAAAUCAGGGUUUAAUUUCAACUUUCAAGUACCUUUCAUUUGGCAUUUUGACCUUAAAUUGCCACCAUGGGUUUCAUAGCAAAAUUGAAAAUUAUAUGCAAAAAUUCUUCCUUCUCUCAGACCUAGGCGAAUUCAGGAAAUAUAUAUACAUAAAUCUUCCAACUCUUUCACCUGUAUAGCUGCAUUGUGUCACGAUCACAUUAUAAUUUAAUAUCAUGCUUGACCUUCAAGCGGCGAAGUUCCACACAAGUAGUGAUGUUUAUAUUUCAUACAAUUGUUGCUGUGCAUCGCUAUCUUUGUAUUUCUGUCUUUGUCGAGCUAUAAGAUAUUUUUUUGACCAUAUAAACAUGAUUUAUUUGCAAUAUUGCCGUACAAAAAGCGGUUCAAAUAAAUAGCAGCUUUGGCUUUUUUAGUUUUUUAUUAAAAUUCUUGAAUUUUCUUACAAAAUUAGGGUUGUUUAUGGAGAAUUUGGGUAAAAAUUGGCAGGAGCCUUAUGGAUAAUUUGGGUAGCUUUGGCAGCUCAUUAAUAUUCUAUUUUGUGGCUAUCGACGACGAUUGGAGAUUGCCGAUCCGCGAAAAAUACAUGCCGAAACCUAUACUCGCCUGGGCACAGUGUGCUCCAGCGAGUAAUAAUAAGAACGACAGCAAAUAUCAUAUUCGUGAUGCUUGUGAUGCUACUCUGAGUGUAUAUCCACACCGCGGGUAAGCAUGAAAAAUAUGCCUGGCCACGAUGGCCUGGCCGCGGUGUGGAUAUACACUCAGAAUAGCAUCACAAGCAUCAUAUUCACCUGAGUACUAAUGUAUUGAGUACUAAGUACUAAUGUACACCAACAACUUGAUAUUAUUACCUUAACAGGCAAGGCUAUUUAUUUCUGACCAAUGGGGAUUUUGCGCACGAUUCGUACGCAUAAAUCCCCCUUUCUUUUAAUACUUCGGUAGAAGGUUCUAUUUCAGGCAUUGAGCCUGACACGCAGGCUAUCCCCUAAAGAGGUGAUGUAAUAAUGAAAAUUGACUUCGUUCGUCUGCAUUUUAGGCUUUCGAUGGGAAAUUAAAAAUAUUUGAUUGUGAUUACUUUAAGUUCAACAGGUAAUUCUUAGUUUCCUUUUCAGUUCUCCAUUUGGAUUUGUACUUUGGGAAAGUUAGUUUGCAAAAUUUGUUCCAAUGUUUAAGCAAACAGUAGUUAUUUUAAGGCUGGUAGCAUGACUAUAUGUUAAUGCUUGGGUAGAACAUUUCGAUAGCCAAUCAGUGAAACUGGGACAAUUUUGACGCAAACUACUUUUCCCGUGGCAGAAAGAAAUUGAAUGCAGGAUCUGAAUGUGAAAAACGUUAUUAAGUGAAAACCGAAGGACAUUUUUCUAUAAACCAUUUUUCCUUAUUUUCCUAUAGUUCACUUGCAGGUGGAAAGGUUGAUGCUAUCUGGGAUUGUAAUGCAUUAGGAGCAAUUUCCCCGCAUUAUUGGGCAGAGUAAGUUUCAGAAAAAGUACAUUAUCGGUACAUAUACACGGACGCAAGCCAAUGUAGUCAAAUAACGGUCGUGAACAUUUGGUAAAAUUUUACCAUAUAAAAUUUUCUUAAUUCAUAUGCAUUUUUAUAUGGUAAAUUUUGCCAAUAAAUCAUAUAAAGCUUUCAUGAUUUUAAUCCAUGCAUGUGCAUUUUUCGGAAUUUGUUUUAUUUUAUGAAUAGACCUUACCAAUUAUUCUCGUUUACCCAAUGGCCUCGUUUUCAUGUCAAAUACGUACUCAUGUUUGGUGCUUAGUAGGAUUGAAAAUUACUUUGUUAUUGAGCCUAAGAACAACAAGAAACAACUUUGUCCAGGAAAACAUGGGAAUAUAAUCUUUAUCUGCCCCUGACAUGCCAGAAUAAUAACAUGGAAACGAGACCAUUGGGUAAAAGAGAAUAAUCGGUAAGGUCUAUUAAAACUUGGUAUGAUUGCUUUGAUCUUGUAGAUAUCUACAUAUUUCACUGGAAAUUCUUGACGUUCGACAUGGUCGUAUUUUACUGCAAGCAUGCCUUUAUGAUCAAGAUGAGUUUCCAGGUCUGACUUAUUUUGUAGUAUUUCAAAAUCGAAAAUGAAUUCAAGCUUGAACAAUCAGUAUCAAUACGCAUGAGGACAUGAAAUAUAAUUUAGUUUGUUGGGAGCUAUAGGGUCUGCAUGCAUGGUAACUUGUAAACAAUUUGAGCAUAACUAUUCACGAAAUUUUAUUAAAAUUCGUUUGUUGAAAUUGUAGGCACGACAGGCCUCGUUAUCAAACGAAUUUUUACACGCGAAAACGAGAUCAAUAAAUGCGGAUUCAUUCUAAACUUUCCACAUCUAGGCCUAUAGAGUAUAGAUGUAAGCAUUUCCUUGAUGAAUUUUACGAGUUUCUUUUAUUGAACAAAUUAUUUUUAACGUUUUGGCCUCAAGAUGUUUAUCUUACUUUUCGUCAAAUUAAAAUACUACUAACAAUGUUACGCAAUCGAGCAUAUUUAAUUGCACGCCUUAAAUGUCUGAUGUCAGCUGAGGUGAGAUGGCUUCAGUUGAUAUUAGCAACGUAUUAAUAUGGUAGAGCGUUGUAUAUAUUACAUUAAGACGGGAUAAAUCUAUAAUAAGUGGAAAUAAUUUGUUUCUUUGUAGGUCCUCCAUAUUCUGUUCCAAAGGAAGAACUAAGCCGUCUACUUGGUAAUUUGACUGUAUACAUGCAGUGUUCACGAAAAUUUAUUUUAAUCACUUUAACUUUGCCCUACGUUUGUUUUUUAUUGUUGUUUUGGGUUUUGCUGUGGGAAAGUUCAUUUGAAUGUUGCAAAAUUCCUUCUGGAGUUCUCAGUUAUAAUAACAACUAUGCAGAUGAUUUAUAUAGACAGAACAUUUUAUAAUGGCCAAUCACUGGAACAAUUUCUAUGCGAACUUUGCAAUCCCCUCUUCGUAGCAUAAUUUAUGAUAUAAUUAUGGAAACAAGUAUUUAUCUCUUGGCAGGUGACUCAUACGAGUUAGAAUUAUUGAACAGGAAACCAGCGGAGGAGCUGCGUGCACGUUUUGGUCUUUCAUGGGUUUACGAAACGCUUACUAGUAUAAAGAAUAAGUCGUGA